UAUUCACUGAUAGUAUCUCUUCUCACAAUACUCUUUACUAUAAUUGUUUGAUUUAAAAAAAACUACCCAAAAUGGCCAUCACUCUGACUCUCCCUGAUUCCUACGGCUUCGUCCUGGCCGCCGCCACAUCCACCUUCUUCGUCAACGUCCUGCACAUGGCGCGCACAGGCAAGUUCCGCAAGGCCAGCCAAAUCGCCUAUCCCAACGCCUAUGCCACCCACGAGCAGGCCGAGAAGGACCCCAACGCAUUCAAGUUCAACUGCGCUCAACGUGCCCACGCCAACUUCAUCGAGAACCAGCCCUCCGCCCUCGGCGCCCUCUUCAUCGCCGGCCUGUCCUUCCCCCUCGCCUCCGCCAUCCUUGGCGGAACCUGGGCUUUUGGCCGAACCCUCUACCUGUACGGCUACACUGGCUCCGGUCCCAAGGGCAGAGCAUUUGGUUCAUAUCUCGCAGGUGCCGCAGAUCUGGCCCUGAAGUUCAUGGCUGCUUACACCUCCAUCAACUUUAUCCUGGAUCAUUAAUUAAUUACUCCUGUCUACCACGUGUACAUAGUAAUGAUAUGUUUAAUUCGAGUU
This is a messenger RNA of Trichoderma virens Gv29-8, 575 nucleotides long. RefSeq lists its product as uncharacterized. The transcript has 4 exons. The record is from RefSeq and is a predicted model, not a curated record. Gene Ontology annotation, cellular component: nuclear envelope; endoplasmic reticulum; membrane. Bases 72 to 521 code for a protein of 149 amino acids. Lineage: Eukaryota; Fungi; Ascomycota; Sordariomycetes; Hypocreales; Hypocreaceae. Gene Ontology annotation, molecular function: glutathione transferase activity; glutathione peroxidase activity.